ACAGCUACAACCGCCAGUAAAGUUCUGCUCAGCAUGUCGAUUCUCCAGCGAGCGGCAGAGUACUGCGCGACACCUGCGUUUGAGCGCGCGUUUGACGACUUUGCCGCGGAGCAUGCGGCGUCGUUUGGUGACGCGGCCGAGUCCAAGUCGGACGACGUCGAGCACAAGCACGAGUACAAGGAGUUGCAUGCCGAGUACCUGGCGCUGUUUGAAGGUCGUAUUCAAGGGUUUCUCGACAAGGAAGACGUGAGUUCCAAGGACUUUUACGCGGCAUGCGAGCAGGCCAUCGAGUCGUCGAGCCCGAGUGCCGAGACAUACAAGUGGUUUGUGGAUCGGUUGGUGGCGUCGAUGGAUUACAAACUGUUUUACGGACUCAUGCUCAACGAAGCGCGAGCGCAGCUGCGCCGUCGAAAGUAGAGCUCGCGUGUCCCGUGUACGAAUACUAUGUAUGUACAUGCAGAUCCAAUUGAUGGCAUGCUACUGGCCUGGCAAACAUCGACAGUGUACCCCCAGUACAUUAAUACUAAUACAACUACUGUCACUCUAC
Messenger RNA from Aphanomyces astaci, 547 nucleotides. RefSeq lists its product as hypothetical. Bases 34 to 417 code for a protein of 127 amino acids. Gene Ontology annotation, cellular component: axoneme; ciliary base. The transcript has 3 exons. NCBI's taxonomy places the organism in Eukaryota, Oomycota, Saprolegniomycetes, Saprolegniales, Verrucalvaceae. The record is from RefSeq and is a predicted model, not a curated record.